ACAAACCACCUUCAAAUGACGCGAGUAGUAGUGGAAUCGAAUGGUACAUUAUUGCGGUAACAUCGGUAUCUGGAAUUAUUAUUGUAAUUAUUCUUUCUUACAUUGUCUGGUGUUCUCGUCGUCGUUGUUUGAGAAACAGAAAAUCUGAACAAAACCCUGAAUCACAAACGACUGAAGUUGAUACAACCUACCAAGCGCUGGAUCUUACAAAAAUGAAUACAGGAGAUAAUUAUCAAUCAUUGAGAAACACAAAACCUCAAUCAAACCCUGAACCACAACGAACUGAAGUUGAUACAACUUACCAAGCGCUUGAUCUUUCAAAAAUGAACACAGAAGACAAUUAUCAAUCGUUGAGAAACAGAGGAUCUCAAUUAAACCCCGAACCAAAGACAACUGAAGUUGAUUCAACUUACCAAGAGCUUGAUCUUUCAAAAAUGAAUACAGAAGAUAAUUAUCAAUCGUUGAGAGUGAAUGCUGCAAAUAAUGAGGCUGUAAAUGACGACGAGUCUACUUAUACUGAGUUGAGCAAUACCAGAGAUGAGGAGAACAA
Messenger RNA from Paramuricea clavata, 550 nucleotides. The record is from the annotation of a GenBank genome assembly. NCBI's taxonomy places the organism in Eukaryota, Metazoa, Cnidaria, Anthozoa, Malacalcyonacea, Plexauridae.